Molecule: messenger RNA, 1530 nt
Organism: Botrytis porri
Lineage: Eukaryota; Fungi; Ascomycota; Leotiomycetes; Helotiales; Sclerotiniaceae
Exons: 7
Coding region: 1-1530 (509 amino acids)
Source: RefSeq, a predicted model, not a curated record
AUGGAUGAUUAUAUGUUUACGUCAAAUGUCGCUCGGUGCAGAAAUGUCAUUGAGCAUACUAGUUAUUUGGAGAUGGUAUCUUAUUCGGAUCCUACUUUGAAUACGAUAGAAGAACACCCUUUAACACCUGAUGAAUUUGAGAAUUUUCUUAAUCGGAGGGGUGCUUUCGCUCCUCCAGAAUUACCAGAGGGAGUGGAACAGAUAGCAUGCGUUCGGUUGAUCCUUCAACUGAAUGCCAAGCACCCAGAUACUUUCGCUACCAAUGUCCUCAGUUUUCCAUCCGCUACAUAUAUUUCCAUGGUGAAGACUUUGAAUUUACCGUUUAGAUCAAUCGAAUCUGGGAGUGCCGUCGGUCCUAUAUUCUGGGCUGCUUAUGAUCAGGAUGAGAAAAAUCCUCAUCUACAAAUCGUGAAUCGCAAAAGUGAUGUCCGGAAAAAGGGGUUGACGCGUGGUUGGGAACUUACUCUUUCUCACGAUAUCAACUCUGGGUUAACAACUGGAUUUGCGAAAGGCACAGAAAGUUCCGACAUGGUAGAAUCUAUUAGACAUCUCAAAGCUUGUAUUCUCCAAAUCGGACAUCCGAUGCUGUUACCAGCCAUCAUCUUUUCCCACGACAUAUCAUAUAAGACCGAUCUCAAGCAACGAGAUGCACGUGACUGGCUGCGCAAACUUGAGCAUGCUGUAUCGAUGCGUUCGGAGAUUGAAGAGAAAGAGGGAUAUGUGAGGGAAGGUGUUAUAGAUCUCGAUGCUAUCAAUAGAGAUUUGGUUGAAUGUCAUUCCCAAGUGCUAUGGAAGAGACCGAAAGCUUAUCUGCAGAUUUUAGCACAGCUGGAAAAGGCAAUGAAGAUGUUUGAGGAGAAAUUGCCAGAAAGGAGAAAAGAUGAAACUAUGAGAGCUCUGCAGGCUAGUAUGUUGGCGAGAUUUGAUUUCUAUCGGGUCAAGCUUCAGGGUAUCGACAGUUACGCAUAUACAACGUUGCAGAGAUUAGAUAUCCAAAGAAGCGCACUCUACAACAUCAUCGCGCAAAAGGAAUCUAAACUCAAUUUCCAAAUGGCCAAAGAACAACGCCAGCUUGCUCAUGCCGCAAAACGCGAUUCUAGCACUAUGAAAACCAUUUCGCUCCUCAGUGCCAUCUUCUUCCCCGGCGCCUAUCUCGCUUCCGUCUUCUCGAUGACUUUUUUCAAUUUUCAAAACGAACCGGGUACACCGGCUGUUAGCGAGAGUUUCUGGUUAUAUUGGGCAGUGACGAUUCCGUGCACGAUGAUUAUAGUAGGAUGGUGGUAUGUGUGGGAGAAGAAGAGGGAGCGGAGAUAUAGUUUGGAGGAUAUUGAUUUGGAGAAGGGAAGCGAUGAUAUGGAGAAGGAAAUCAUGGCGACGAUGAGAAAAAGAACGAUGAGUAAGGCUAGUACGUGGGAGAGACAGAAUCCGAUGGGGAAUGCGAAUGGCCAUGGUCAUGUCCAUGCAGGUGUACAUGGUAUUAGUGAGAAGGUCCAUGGGAUUGGAGAGAAACUGGGGAAGAAAAUGGAGUAG